AUGCUGAAUAUUUUCCAUUAUUUUCAGUCAAUAUGCUAUAAGGAGAACAGCUCAGAUAGUUCAUACAAUGUAUCCCAUAGAACAGCGCUUGCAGAAUCAGAUGUCUUGAAGGAACAGAAAUAUGCCGAAUUCAAGAACAAAAUCGAAGAUUUCUUACAACAAAAUGAUGAUACUUCCGGAGAAACACUAAAUGCACUAGUCAAUGAUGACGAAUUCACGGAAAAUCUUAAUCAUUUUAUACACAGGUACGCCUCCGAAGCAAUGCUUCUUCGAUCCAGACAAGAAAAGGGAUUCCAAAAGGAUUUUGGUUCAUACAGCAGUAGUAGUAAAUAUGAGGAAAGAACUGACCAAUUCGACAGUUAUGAUAGUUCCCAAGAUUCUUUAUAUGAAUUAAAGCGGGAAAACAGUCGCACAACAAAACCAGUUAAUAAUGCAGUAAACCGUAAUGAAUUGAAUAGCCAACAAUCAGUUGAUGAACAAGAAUACAAUAUCCCCAUUCAAAUAUCACAAAAUCCAGAUCGCACUAAAUUUAUUCAGUCUUUAAUCUAUGAUUCUGAAAGCAGGAAAAAAAAAAAAUCAUGGAUACACGGAAUACUUCAUAAACUUCAUUCGAAAUUCGAAUCAGAAGUGGAAAGAUUCCUGAGGAUUGUGUCAGGCCGUAUAAGAAUUUAUAAAGGUAAAGGGUUCUCAGGAUAUUUCAGGUACUUACGCAGUAAAUAUAGAGUAUUCAAUCCACUCAUAACAAGUGUAGGUUUAAGUAUUCUUGCAAUAUGUAUUGGAUCCAUUCUGAAUUUGAAAUUCUUGACAGGAUUUGGAUUCAUUCUUGCUGUCUUUACCUUCUAUAUGAUCCUAUAUUAUAUCUUUGUAGUAUUAGAGCUCAAAUAA
Messenger RNA from Plasmodium inui San Antonio 1, 885 nucleotides. RefSeq lists its product as hypothetical. Bases 1 to 885 code for a protein of 294 amino acids. The transcript has a single exon. The record is from RefSeq and is a predicted model, not a curated record. NCBI's taxonomy places the organism in Eukaryota, Apicomplexa, Aconoidasida, Haemosporida, Plasmodiidae.